UUAUUUUUCAGCAAUGACCGGAGAUUAGAAGGUAUCUUAGAGAAUGCUGUUCGUCGUAGUUUGCAAGAAAUGGGAGAAAGAUGUGUGCAAGAGUUAAAAAAGGAGGUUCGUCCUGCAACGUGAUCAUGGAAAGCAGGAAAGUACUCGGCCAUAGUCGACUUGGAUAUGAGGAAUAGCGGGUCCAAAAUCCUUUUUCUUUGUCUUAUCUCCCAUCUAAACUUCGACUCUUAUAUUGAGAAUCUUGUUGGAAAGGGGUCAUAGGGUUAGAAGACUACCUAAGCGGAUACCAAGUCGGCUUCCAAACUGUAAAGGUUGCCCUCUAGAGGAACUUUUUUAUUACCUUAUCGUUUGAGUCGCCUAAUAUAAUUUCCAACACAUGCUUGCUGUCUUUUUUAAGUCUAUAUCUUGCAGUCUGCUGGUCUAUUUCCUCCUCCCCAGAGUUCUUCGUAUUUUCCCCUUGGGGUUUUAUCUGCAACUAGGAAACGUUUUUGCAAUGUCAUCAUCUACAGGAGGAUAAAAAAUUUGUCAGUUCACGACAAUGUGCGUCGAAAGUAAUUUCCUUUUGCUUGCGCGUAUGUACAACAGUUUUCGGUCGAUUUUUUUAACAAUCGGGUGGGCGUGGCAUCUUGAGGGAAACCAUUGCUGAAGAAAAAGAAUUUUUAAACAGUGACAGUGUUCUUGGUUUUUUGAGAUUUUAAAAGGCACUUAGUUUCUAAGAAGAGUUAACUAUAAUUUUACUAAAAGAACAUUUUAGUAAAGGUUAUGGUUCGUAAUUUUAGUCUCUUUUAUUCCUCACCCUUUCAAAUACUAUGGUUUGGCACACAUCUGCCAUCUACCAGGAAAUAUGCAUGCAAUACAUGCAUUCUACGCAUGUAUGUAACUUUCAUAAGAUUGAAACAACCAAACAUGAACGCAGAACUUCAUUCAGAUCGGAACGCUUUCACACUUAGUGCCCAACCAGCCUAACAAACUAUGCUGACAAAUCCGAAGUUCUCAAUCUUAAGCAAGAUAGACGGAAUGAGAUUUUUUUAAAUAAAUUAACGUCUCUGAGAGUGUAUCUUUCGAACGUCUAAAACGCGGCCUUCUUGGGAAAAUGAGACAUUAACGAAGGCACUUGUACUUCAAACAUCAAGGAGCGAUACCAUCCCGGAAGAAUAAUGUUGAUGUUUUUGUUUGCCGUGGUACUCGUGCUGUAUUUAUUUAUUGUCACUUUUAUGUACCCUGAGGUCACCGCUUGAAACCGCACAAAUCUUCCCAAUCUCUGAGCCACGUUGCUUAGUACGUGAACCUUAGGAAGGGAAUGCUCGGGCCACUAGCCUCAAUGCUAUUAACAAGACGGUCGAGGGUAAAUAUAGGUCAGUUGUUUACUUACUUCAGAGAGAAGAUCACAAUUUACAACUGUAACUCUCGGUCUUAAUUUUAUCGUCCAAGACGAAAAUUACCAGCAUUUAUAUAAGCAGUUGCAUGUUCAGGAAGCGGAGUCAUCUAGCUGUAUAAUCAGCCCUGCUUUCAUGCAAUACGCCAUGAAUUAAUGUUUCCCUCCCUAAUAGACAGCUCACAAGAAACAACAAAAAUUAACAAAAAUGUUUACUUCAAUUGUGAAUUGAUUUAACUCUAAUAACUUUUAAAAAUUACAAGCAAGCCCGAAAAAAUCGACAACGCCGAAAAUUAUUUCAGAAACCGGUUUCGCAGGCUUUGCGGGCAUCCACAUUUCAACCGUUUUGUUACUAUUAUUUUUAUCCUUAAUACCACACAACAUUCCAAAAACAUUUUCGGAAUUAUCGAUCUUUAUGGACAGGAUAUUUUAUAGCCAGCUGCGCCGACUGCAGCUACCCCACGUCAAUCCUCACAAGACUUAAACAUAAAUUUAGUACGCUAAAAGAUAAUAUUAAAAGAACGUAACACUCUACUGACACUCAGCUCUAUUUCCAAGACAUACAAUCAACUUUGGCUGCCACAGAUAGAGCGAUUUUCGUAUGACCUUGAACAAUGGUUUCGGUAAGUGUUUGUUAUUUGUUUUAUCAGAAAAAAUGGAUGAAAAGAUCAAAACAUGAACUCUUCGUUUUCCCGCCAAAGAAAAACCCUAAUAAUGAAGAAACUUAUUGUGCUUCAACCUCUAGACACGACCACAAAAGAUCCCACGAAGAUGUCAGGGAUGGACCUCGGCCAUGUGAGGUGCCAAAGAAAUCUCUGAAAUUCAUCAUACAGAGCCAUCAGGUAUCUGAUGGUAAUGCCACAGGUACACCACCACAAAGUGCAGGUAAAUACAGUUCCCGCGCAGUCACAGAUUUGCGCUUUGUUCCUCAAAGUAACGGCAGUAAAGCAGACUCGUUAAAUGAGUUUUUGAGCGUGAAAUCCUAAAAAGAAACCAAAAAGAAUCGCGCGAAAAUAUUGAGGAAAACCACGUCUCAUACUGUCACUCGCGUUGACAUGGAAUCUGUUACGCGGCCUUCGAGUGCGGUUGAUAAUGAUGCCAAUGAAGACAUUUAAGACAAUACGUGUGGUACCGUGAAUAGUGAGCCACUGACUCCUCUGAAUAGUCUUAGCAAAGGAAAUACUGAAGGUGAAAACAAUUCUGUUUCUCAAAGUGAUAGUCCCAAAGCUACCAAAGAAUAUGCGUCGCUUUUGUCGCCAAAUAACUCUUCACAUAACCCUCAUAACAAACGCCUUCUAAGUUCUGCCAAAAAUAUCCACCCUGAAGAACGUGAGAAAAAGGCAACAGGGCUGGGAAGUGACUUGGUAGCUCUUAAGAUGGAACGACUUCGGGAGAAGAAAGAAGAAAUUGAGCAGGUAAAAUGCUUUUGGAACUAUUUCCUACUAUAUAUCAGUUGUUUUAUGCGUAAACAUCGUUAGAUUUAUUCCUAGUUUUUCGAAGUUAAACUCUAAAAGGAUGGGAUGUGCUGAAUGCAGGUAAUGCUUUCUCUACUUCAAAAAGGAGCUGUGUCACCGACGAAAUUUAUGAAAAUUCAACACUGGGAACCGCCACCAAAUUGAGUGAAACAUAAAAAUAACCGUUCAAAAACUAUUAGAAGGUAUAAAUGACACAACAAAUACAAAAGGAAGCAGGGAUGGACAAACUUGAAGAAGAUUGAAACAGAUUGCAAUUGUGGUUUUUGAAAACUUGUCAGCCUAACAGUUUUUCACGUUCAUUUUGUUUGUAAUGUUUGAUAUGAUUCUUGAGAGACAUAUUUUGUUUGACACCAGCCUGUAAUUUUGUGAUUUACAGGUAAUUGCUCAAGUUUCAAAACGAAUAAGAAUGCGAAACUUGCAUCAAAAACAAAAUGAACUAGGCAGCCGUGAUAAAAACCCUUUAAAGGCAAAUAUCAUAACGCUGGGUUUGAAAAGCUAAGCGUUUGAAAUUAUUUUGUUUUUAAUUUUUUGUUUCCUUACUGUUUUUCUCUGCUUGGAGGAAGGUGGGGUACAGUGAAGAUUACCGCUCUUUGAGCUCCCCAUUUCUUAUUAGGUUAGCCGUUUUAACCCAUAUGGAGAUGGCGUUUCCUUCUUACACCGGAUUACAAACAGAGAAGCUUCGGACUCUAAUGAGGUCGAGCCCACUUUUAAUAAGAAAAUGAUGAUACCUAGUUAAUAAGAAAACGGGGUAUUUUGCGUUUUAUAAAAGUAGUUCAAGUCCACCGAAAAUGUAUUUGGAAAACUUAUUCUUGGUUUUAUAUUUAAUUAUAUUUUAAGGUGUACAAGCGAGAAUGCCAGACAGUUAUCAAUGUCGUCAAGAUGCUAGUGAGGUUAGUUGUGCCGCUUUCGCACGCGUCCUAAAUUAAAAUGAAAACCACAUUACUUUAGCUAUUCACAGUAAAGAAACCUAAACUAGACUCGAGUCAAGGUUUUCAACUCCCAGUGCAAGGCUUUAUAAAAUUUAUCAAGCAUACUGGAGGAUAAAAAAAUUAGAGCUUUGCCGCUGUUUGUUGUAAUUUUUCCGGGGAGCUUGCAAAGUCACAGUUGCUUUUUGCACGCCUGUACUUAAUUUUUAGAACAUUCUAGGGCGUAGGAAGAGAGCAAAUUAUUUUCCCGAUGGAACACUUGUUUUAAAGUUUAUUUCUGGAUAUUUAUUUAAUAUCAGUUUUUCUUGAUGCCUUGUUUUAGGGAUUAGAAAUUUAACUUGUAAUAUUUGGUAUUCUUUUUUUGCGACACUUUGGCUUUUGGGGAACCCUCAAACAGCACCUCAUUUCCCGCGUAAUUAUUAACAACUUUUUUUUCUGACAGCAAUGAUCUAAGACUGAAGGGUAUUUUACAGAAUGCUGUUCGGCGCAGUUUGCAAGAAAUGGGACAAAGAUGCGUACAGGAAUUAGAAAAAGAGAUUCGUCCGGCAACGUAA
Porites evermanni is the source of this 4330-nucleotide messenger RNA. The record is from the annotation of a GenBank genome assembly. NCBI's taxonomy places the organism in Eukaryota, Metazoa, Cnidaria, Anthozoa, Scleractinia, Poritidae.